Neurospora tetrasperma FGSC 2508 is the source of this 1053-nucleotide messenger RNA. RefSeq lists its product as uncharacterized. The coding region runs from base 33 to 953 and encodes 306 amino acids. Gene Ontology annotation, biological process: DNA catabolic process. Lineage: Eukaryota; Fungi; Ascomycota; Sordariomycetes; Sordariales; Sordariaceae. Gene Ontology annotation, molecular function: nucleic acid binding; endonuclease activity. The record is from RefSeq and is a predicted model, not a curated record. The transcript has 2 exons.
CUUGUUCCUCAGCAGCCUGAACGCCCAUCACCAUGAAGACCUCUGUUGUCCUCCCCGUCGUCCUCCUCCAGGCCGCCACCGUUAGCGCCUGGGGCAAGCUCGGCCAUGCUACCGUCGCGUCUGUUGCUCAGCAGUAUCUCACCCCCAACACCGUGAAGCAGGUCCAGACCAUCUUGGGCGACAACUCGACCAGUUAUAUGGGCAACAUUGCGUCGUGGGCUGACUCUUUCCGCUAUGAGUCGGCGGCUAAUGCGUGGUCUGCCGGUCUUCAUUUCGUGAACGGCCAUGACGCCCCUCCCCCGGAGAGCUGCCACCUUGUCCUCCCGGAGGACUGCCCUCCUGAGGGCUGUGUCGUUUCCGCUAUCGGAAACUACACCGAGCGUGUGCAGAUGAAGAACAUCACCGCCGACCAAAAGGCGCAGGCUCUCAAGUUCAUCGUCCACUUCUUGGGUGAUAUCGCCCAGCCUCUGCACACCGAAGGCUUCGGCGAGGGAGCCAACAACAUUACCGUCACCUUCCAGGGCUACAAGACCAACUUGCACGCCGCCUGGGACACCUCAAUCCCCAACGCCAUGCUCGGCAUCUCCCCUCCGACCAGCGCCGCCAACAUCACCAGCGCCGACUUUUUGGGAUGGGCCAACAACCUCGCCGCCAAGAUCAACCAAGGUCAGUAUCGCAAGGACGUCCGCAGGUGGUUGCGUUACCACUCGGUCGCCACCAGGAAGGCUUCCGAGCGCGCGGCUGCCGCUUGGGCCCAAGACGGCAAUGAGGAGGUCUGCCACUACGUCAUGAAGGUUCCCGGAAACCAGCUGAACGGUACCGAGAUUGGUGGUGAUUACUACAAGGGCGCUACGGAGGUUGUUGAGCGCAGCAUUAUCAAGGGCGGCAUCAGACUGGCGGGCUGGUUGAACUUGAUUUUUGACAACCGCACCGGCUUCGAGUUCUGGCACUAAAUUGGUGCGAGACUUUGUAGCUGUGUGAAAGUCGGUACUAGUCUAUUGCUGUUAGAAGGGUGACUGAUGGGCUGCAAUACAUAAAUUGUGUGAUACCCUA